Messenger RNA from Haliotis rubra (blacklip abalone), 1000 nucleotides. RefSeq lists its product as uncharacterized. The record is from RefSeq and is a predicted model, not a curated record. Bases 47 to 808 code for a protein of 253 amino acids. The transcript has 7 exons. Gene Ontology annotation, biological process: signal transduction. Lineage: Eukaryota; Metazoa; Mollusca; Gastropoda; Lepetellida; Haliotidae.
UACAGGCAUUUCUAAAGCUGCAGCUGGAGCAUUGUGGGUUCUAGCUAUGAAGGAAAACAAUAAUACAACAUUAACAGGGGGUCUCGAAGGGAGGAGUGGGUCAUAUGGAGGUCAUGUGAUGAUCAGUUACCAGUGGACAGACCAGAAGCUGGUGCUGAAGAUCAAGGAAUCACUGCGCCAGAAAGGGUACAAGAUCUGGAUGGAUGUUGAUGACAUGGAGGGGUCCAUGCUGCAGGCGAUGGCGGAGGCCGUUCAGAACGCUUCUGUUGUGUUGGUGUGUAUGUCGGAGAGGUACAAGCUGAGUCAGAACUGCAGGUCAGAGGCUGAGUAUGCUUUCUCGUUGGAGAAGAAGAUUGUCCCUCUUCUGAUGCAGAGGGCAUAUAAACCAGACGGAUGGUUGGGUAUGAUUAAAGGGACAAAACUCUUCUUCGACUUCAGCGGGAAGUACCCGUAUGAUCAGAAAUUAACUGAUCUUGUGAAGGAGCUUGGUGAACAUGGGAAGACUCAGCCGCUCACUGAUGAAAUUGAUGGUGAGACUAAGAUAGUUCCCGUUGUGAAAGCAGCUCCCCUUGCCGCUGCAAGAGGUCGGUCACUUGCUGACUGGUCAGUGAAGGAAGUCCAGAAUUGGCUCACGAAGACAGGAUUAACAAAUGACUCGUUGCUACGUAAAAUGACUGGGGAUGAUCUAUUGUUUCUGCGUGAAGUAUCUCACAGGGCACCCGAGUUUUACUUCAACUAUCUGCUGACUAAUCUUCAGCUGCCCUUUGAUGACCUCAAGAGGUUCAGCAGAGCUGUUGACAAACUGUGAAUCAUUAUCCCAACUGUGUGAAGUUUUGGGAUUAAUUAAUGUGUAUAACAUUACAAACUCUCAGAUGUAUCACUGGACGAAUACGUGGCAUAGGUUGACUUGCAGAUAGUAAUACAUGCCUGUGUAAUUGACAUUGUGUCUGCUACAUAUAGCACCGUUCGAAGUCAGUCUAAUCAUGUGUAAUAUAGUACA